AUGCCAUCCCUAUCCGACUGGCCUCUGUCCUCCACGCACUCGAGGCCUGAAUCUGAAGGCCUGACCGUGGACGAUGAAGACAAGAGCAACCAGCGACACGAUCGCCGCACUUUCAUUCUCCGCCAUCAACACGCGUCGGCAAAGACCGAGCCACCGCGAGCUUUCGAUACACAAAAAAACACCGCCAAGGUCCCCCGCCGUCGACGUCAAGCCCUGCCAGUGCAGCCCACAAACCCUCUGAACUCUUCGCACAACGAGUCGAAAAUGAUCAUCUCAAAGCCCAACCGACGCAUCAUCUACGAGAACCUCUUCAAAGAGGGUGUCCUUGUCGCCAAGAAGGACUUCAACGCACCAAAACAUGAAGAACUCGAUGUCCCCAACCUCGAAGUUAUCAAGGCCAUGCAGAGCCUUACCUCCAAGGGCUACGUCAAGACCCGCUUCUCCUGGCAGUGGUACUACUAUGUUUUGACCCCUGAGGGUGUCGAGUUCCUCCGUGAAUGGCUCCACCUCCCCGCCGAAAUCGUUCCCGCCACCCACAAAAAGGCCGUCCGCCCACCCCGCCCCGCUCAAGUCCGAACUGGCGGCGAUGGCGCAUACCGUGCUCCCCGAGGCGACCGUGAAGACUACCGCAAGAAGGAGGGCGCUCCUGGAGACUUCCGACCCCAAUUCGCUGGUGUUGGCCGAGGUGCUCCCAGAGAGUAA
Molecule: messenger RNA, 702 nt
Organism: Coprinopsis cinerea okayama7#130
Lineage: Eukaryota; Fungi; Basidiomycota; Agaricomycetes; Agaricales; Psathyrellaceae
Product: 40s ribosomal protein s10
Exons: 5
Coding region: 1-702 (233 amino acids)
Cellular component (GO): cytosolic small ribosomal subunit
Molecular function (GO): structural constituent of ribosome; RNA binding
Source: RefSeq, a predicted model, not a curated record